Messenger RNA from Paramecium octaurelia, 723 nucleotides. NCBI's taxonomy places the organism in Eukaryota, Ciliophora, Oligohymenophorea, Peniculida, Parameciidae. The record is from the annotation of a GenBank genome assembly.
AUUGAUUGAAAUGAGUUAAUUAUCUACUUCUUUAUCUAAAAUAUUUGGAAUCAUAUUCGUAAGGGCAUAGGAUGGUACAAGAUUAUACUCAAAAUAUUAUCCUUAAUUGUUUCCUAAGAAUUUAUUAAGAGUACCAGAGGGUGUACUUACUAAUAUUGACGUGUAAAAAUAAUUUGAACAUAAUGUUUGGGAGAAGGGAAAGAGAGUUGGAGCUCGUUUAACAAAAGGAAGUGAAAGUAUAGAUGAUGAUUAUGAUUUAAAGCUGAGAUAUUUCAAUACUGCUAGUUCAACAUUGUAAUGAAGGCAUUUAAUGAAGUCCACUUGUUUGUAUUGGGUGAUUUUGAAGAAAAUGAGAUCAUAUUGUCUUAAGUCAUAAAUGGAAUCUACGAGUCAUUAAAUCACAUAACAAAAGAUCAUAUCAAUAAGAAAACUUUAUUGGAGAACUUCGAUUAAGUCAUAAUUAUUAUUGAUGAGAUUUGCGAUCAGGGGUAUAUAGUUAUAUAGAAUUAUUAAUAUUAGAAUAAUUAUUACAAUGGAUCCAUCAGUGAUUAUAGCAAGAGCAACCAUGAGAGAUACUGAAUCUGUAAGUUUAGAUAAAUAGGAAACUAGUGGUUCUACAGGAGGAGCCUUUUCAUCAGUAUUUGCAUCAGCCAAGAGAACAUUUGCUCAAUAAUUUAUGGGAUCUGGUUGAAUGUUAUUUUAGAUGUUAUUAUUAUAAGACCU